UACGUUAUAUAUACAUAUUGGAUGAGUUGAUCAAUUCCCUUAUGUUCCUGUUCCUGAGUCAACAACCAAAGAGAAGAAGAUCAUAAGACUAGAGUGUCAAUUGUUGGAGAAAAAAUGGGUAUGAAGGUAUUGAGAUGGUUGUCUCCUCUGUUUCUUGUUUUGUCCAUUGGGUUUGUUUUUGUUUUCAUCUCAGCACCAGGAGCUCAUGCCUGGAGCAAAGAGGGCCAUAUCAUGACCUGCCGCAUAGCACAGUCUCUUCUAGAUCCAGCAGCAUCAGAGGUUGUUCGUCAUUUACUACCUGAAAAUGUUGAUGGAGACUUGUCAUCCUUAUGUACAUGGCCGGAUCAAAUUCGUCACUGGUACAAAUACCGGUGGUCUAGCCCCCUUCACUUCAUUGACACUCCUGAUCAAGCUUGCUCCUUUGAUUAUUCCAGGGAUUGUCACGACCAACAUGGAUUGAAGGAUAUGUGUGUUGCUGGUGCUGUUCAGAAUUUUACAUCUCAGUUGGCUCAUUACAAAGAAGGAUCAUCUGACCGUCGCCGUAAGGGAACCGGCCCUUAUAAUAUGACUGAGGCCUUAAUAUUCUUGGCACACUUCAUGGGAGAUGUCCAUCAGCCGAUGCAUGUUGGAUUCACAAGUGAUGAAGGUGGGAACACCAUUGACUUACGUUGGUUCAGGCACAAGUCUAACCUUCACCAUGUCUGGGACAGAGAGAUCAUACUUACUGCUGAAAAGGAAUUAUAUAAUAAUGAUAUGGACCUGUUCCAAGAAGACAUACAGAAUAACUUCACCCAUGGAGUCUGGUCAGAUGACCUUUCAUCUUGGACAAAUUGUGAUGAUCUGUCAGCUUGUCCAACCAAGUGGGCUGCAGAGAGCAUAGACUUGGCAUGCAAAUGGGGUUACAAGGGUAUUACGGCUGGUGAAACUUUAUCUGAUGAGUAUUUCAAUUCUAGAUUUCCAAUUGUUGCCAAAAGGAUAGCACAGGGUGGAGUGAGGUUAUCCAUGAUUUUGAACCGGGUGUUUGGACACCAGCCAAACCACCACCACCAUCGUCAAGAAGUCCUGGCAACAACUUGAGCAUCGCAGCUCCUUAUCCCAUCAGCUUUCCUUCCUCAAUUUAUUAUUUUAAUUAUCUUAGUGUGCCAUGUGGCAAUUGUUAUAGGACUGACCAGGAAUGACCAGGAAUCCAUUUACCUAGCCUUUUUUUUUUUUUUUUUCGUAAAAGAGAGUCUAUUCAUUAUUGCGUGAAAAAACGCAUGGAGUCACAAUUACAAAUUUGGACUAGCCAUGGAGUGAGUGGAUAAGUGCCAACUUGUCAUACACGUAGAUGACACGGUUUUUCUGACCAUAUUGAGGGACCUUGGAAGAAAAGAGAAAAAGCAGCUUCCAAAGUAAGUGGAGAGAUGCUGAAUAUCUCUAACCAUAGGUAGAACAUCCAAUGGAGGGUUAGAGUUUGCCUUUGUGGGAUAAGAAAUGAGCUCUUUGGAAUUUGAUUCAAUGAAGAUGUGAUCACAACAUUCUGCUAGCGU
Messenger RNA from Macadamia integrifolia, 1529 nucleotides. Its product is annotated as endonuclease 1. The record is from RefSeq and is a predicted model, not a curated record. Gene Ontology annotation, biological process: DNA catabolic process. Bases 115 to 1077 code for a protein of 320 amino acids. The transcript is spliced from 9 exons. Gene Ontology annotation, molecular function: nucleic acid binding; endonuclease activity. NCBI's taxonomy places the organism in Eukaryota, Viridiplantae, Streptophyta, Magnoliopsida, Proteales, Proteaceae.